UUCCCGCGCUGCGCGGCCCCUCAGCGCCGCCCGCCAUGUUCGCGGAGCUCAACGAGCUGCUCGGGGCCUCCCCGGAGCGCCCGGACGCGGGUAAAUUCACCCUGCUGCGAGACACCCGGACAGAUGGCAGCUUCCUGGUGCACCACUUCCUCUCCUUCUACCUCAGAGCUGGCUGCAAGGUUUGCUUUGUGGCCCUGCUCCAGUCCUUCAGCCACUACAGCAUCGUGGCACAGAAGCUGGGAGUCAGUCUGGCAGCUGCCAAGGAGCGAGGACAGCUUGUCUUCCUGGAGGGCCUCAAGUCCUGCCUUGACCUCCUGUUUGGGGAGGAGGAGCAGCCAGGACAGCCCAGUCCUCUGCAGUUUCUGAGCGGGAGCCCCUGUGACCUGCGAGCCCUGUUUGACUUUGUGCGGGUGUCCCUGAGUGCCACUGGUGGUGAUUCCUGGAAGGGCCCGGUGCUGCUGGUGGAUGACCUCAGUGUCCUGCUGAGCCUGGGGGCUGCCCCGGUGGCUGUGCUGGACUUCAUUCACUACUGCCGUGUGUGUGUGUGCUGCCAGCUGAAGGGGAACAUCGUGGUGCUGGUUCACAGCAAUGAGGACUCGGAAGAUGAGGAAAAUGAACUGGUUGUGAACUCCUUAUGUCAUCACAGCGACCUCAUCCUGUGGGCAGAGGGGCUGGCCACUGGCUUCUGCAAGGAUGUUCAUGGGCAGAUUACGAUAAUCAAGAGGUUGUCCUUGCGGCAGGCAGCGGAGCAGGAUCUGGUCCAGAUCUACCAGUACAAGAUCCAGGACAGGAACGUCACCUUUUUUGCACGGGGGCUGUCGGCUGCAGUCCUGUGACACUGUGACAGUGCAGAGCCUGGGAGUGUCAGUCCCUGCCUCUGCAAAAGCACCACCAGCACCUCUCAGGAGCAGCGCAGCAAACUGACCCAGGAGGGAAGCUCAGACACACCUGGAAGUGGUGCCAACGUGGGAUCAGCCUGCCUGGGGCCUGCUGCAUCCCUUUGUCCUCCCACCCUGUUCCCAACACACUCAGGCCAAGAAAGGGAGCAAGAACUUGCAGGAAUGGCCCUUGGGAGCAUGUAAAUACAGGCAGGGGGUGCCCUGUGGGCUGGGUGUGCCUUGCCUCACCUCUUCCGGUGUGUUGGGCACAGCACGGCGGUGCCAGGCACUGCACAGAGGGGGCACCCCCUCCCUGCCGCUGGCACGGGAGGAGAUGACACACAGCGGGUGGAGCAGGGAUGGUCCGGGAGCCUGGCGCAAUCCUCUCCUUGCUCCCAGCUCUGGCUGGCAGAGGUUUGGCCAUCUGCCAGCUUCCCUGCAGUUGGUAAAUCCACAGCUCCGUGUACAGCCCUCACCUGGCUGUGCUGGGACCUGGCACUGCCACGCUUUAUCCCCUGUGGCUUCCCAAGCUCAUCCUGGGCUUUGUGGUUGGAUAAACCCCUCUGGGAGCCUGUCUCAGCCACUGCUUCCUCAUCCCAAAUCCUGACUAGCAGUUACACGACCUGCCUGUGCUGAAGUAGGUUUUUUUAUUAAUAAUCUCUAAUUUUAGUGAGAUAAGGGUACAGUGAUUAAGUAACCGCGGAUCUCUGGGUGGGAACUGCUCCCCAGUUCCCACCCAGAGAGAUGGGAACUGCUUGGCAGGGAGCAGGAAUGGGCAUCUCCCAAGGCUGGGUGAGGACAGGGCCUUCCCCAUGGCCACAGGGGCAAUCCUGGGAGCAGAGCUCAGGCCUAGAGGUCUCCUGGUAGCUGCUCCUGCUGAGAUAUCCCAUUUAUCCUGGGAGAUAAAAACAUCCCGCACACUUGUGAGGGUCCAGAGCAAUCGGCCGGGUCCUUGCAGCUCCAGAGCUGGGAUAGCAACUCUGGCAGUGGGACGCAUUCCUGAUUUUCCACAGAGACUUGGUGACCCAUCCCAUGCUGGUUUGGGAACAUGCCCUUUGCCUUAGAGUUUUGGGAGCCUUGGCAAGCUCAGGGCUGUGGCUGCUGAUCAGUGGCAGCCCAGGGAAGCCAGGCAGGCUCCAGGGAUUGUGGCAAAGCCACAAGGAGGGAGGGGAGUCAGGCCAUGCCUGUGCUAUAGGAUCUCUCAUCCCUGGUGUCCCCUGGGUCUCUCUAUGCUCUGCGGUGGAAGUGGCAGUGCCCAGUGCCCCUGCUGCUGUCCCAGUGUGCUGGCAGUGCCCAGGGUCAAUGCACUGUCACGGUUUGCAAAGGGAGGAUGAGAGGACCAGUAGCUGCUGGCCCUGCAGCAGCCAAAAGUGCAUCUGUGACAGGCAUGGAAUGGUGAAUAAUUGGAGUAAUGUCUGUAGGAUUAUCCUUGGAGAGACCCCAAAGCCUGGCCCCCAGGCCCUGCCUCCCUCUUGAAACCAGCAGGGUCAUUGUGUGACAUCGCUGCUGUGUGACAUUGUAACUGUGUGACAUCA
This is a messenger RNA of Serinus canaria (Common canary), 2413 nucleotides long. It is a transcript of the gene ELP6, whose product is annotated as elongator acetyltransferase complex subunit 6. Bases 36 to 836 code for a protein of 266 amino acids. Gene Ontology annotation, biological process: tRNA wobble uridine modification. The record is from RefSeq and is a predicted model, not a curated record. Gene Ontology annotation, cellular component: elongator holoenzyme complex. The transcript is spliced from 7 exons. Lineage: Eukaryota; Metazoa; Chordata; Aves; Passeriformes; Fringillidae.